Drosophila busckii is the source of this 1879-nucleotide messenger RNA. RefSeq names its product GTP-binding protein Rit2 (gene Ric). The transcript is spliced from 3 exons. NCBI's taxonomy places the organism in Eukaryota, Metazoa, Arthropoda, Insecta, Diptera, Drosophilidae. The coding region runs from base 34 to 744 and encodes 236 amino acids. Gene Ontology annotation, cellular component: plasma membrane. Gene Ontology annotation, biological process: Ras protein signal transduction. Gene Ontology annotation, molecular function: calmodulin binding; GTPase activity; GDP binding. The record is from RefSeq and is a predicted model, not a curated record.
UUUACAUAUAUUUUUACACUACAUCUGUAUUAGAUGCCGAGUGACCGCAGCAAGGAAAAUGGCCACAGCAUGGGAUUAAUAAAGCCGCCAACGGCACCAACGCAAAAUAUGCGGGGAUUGCGGGUCUACAAGAUCGUGAUCCUUGGCGAUGGAGGUGUUGGCAAAUCGGCUGUUACUUUGCAAUUCGUCAGUCACAGUUUCUUGGACUAUCAUGAUCCGACAAUUGAGGACUCUUACCAGCAACAGGCAGUGAUUGAUAAUGAAGCGGCACUACUGGAUAUACUUGACACUGCUGGGCAGGUUGAGUUCACGGCCAUGCGGGACCAAUACAUGCGUUGCGGCGAAGGUUUCAUCAUUUGCUACUCGGUCACCGAUCGCCACAGCUUUCAGGAGGCCUCCGAGUAUCGCAAAUUGAUUACACGCGUUCGCCUCACCGAGGACAUACCACUUGUGUUGAUAGCCAAUAAGGUAGAUUUGGAGUCACAGCGCCGUGUCACCACUGAGGAAGGCAAGAAUUUGGCAAAUCAGUUCGGCUGUCCCUUCUUCGAGACCUCCGCUGCACUGCGUCAUUACAUAGAUGAGGCAUUUUAUACGCUAGUGCGCGAGAUACGCCGCAAGGAGCUGCAAAAGGCGCUGGGCACCGAUAAUAGUUCAGAGAAAUUACAUUCAAGGCAUCGCAGUCGCUGGUGGCGCUUACGAUCCAUAUUCGCUUUGGUUUUCAGGCGUAGACGCAAUUUAAACUGAAGCGCUAAUGUUGGAAAUUCCUCAAACGAGUGCAAUAUUAAUCACUACAUCUAAAGCAUAAACUUAUAUUUAUUUGGCGAUAUAUGUAUCUAUAUAUAUACGAUCCGUAUAUAAGCAUAUAUACUAUAUAGGUCUAAUCAUUUUUGCAAAGCAUACUAAACUACGAGAUGAAUUUAUCAAAAGAAAGCAGAAAUCGCGCAAACUAAUAGUAAUUGUUAUAGCCGAAACAGGUUAAUUUUAGUUUUUUAUUUGUUAAACAUAUUCCACAUGUAUUUGUUGUAUUUGAAUUUGUAUUGUUAAGAUGCCAGGCGCAUUAACUGAAAACGUGUCGCAAAGCAAAGCGAAGCAAAUAGCAGCUGAGUAUAUUAAUUAUAUAUUAAACAAACAUCACACUCGCCAACACACACACACACACACGCACACACACAGACACAACUACGCAAUUAAAUUAAUCGAAUAAAUGUUGAAUUUAACGUAUGUAUACUAAAGAUAUAGCAACUGAACGUUCAAAUAAUCGAACGCACACAAUGAUUAUUGUUAAAAUAUGAUUUUUUGUCAUGCGUUUGCAUUUGUCGUUUAAGUUUAAAUGUUUGACAUUGUUAACUUUUAAGUUUAUUUAUUAUUAGCUCUACGAUUUUGUUAAUUACUUUUUGUAAACAAGACAGACGUUCUCUAUAUAAGCAAACAGCAUACAUGAGUUCCUCUCAUCAGCUACUACAACACAGCUUUAAAAACAAUAUCACAGUCGAAAUGAAAUUGUUGUAUUUGUUAAAACAAAAUAAACUUCACUACAAUUCAAAAUUGUAACGAAAUCGAAAUAAUAAUGUAACGAAAUUUUGUAACGUUAUCUAAUGUUUUUUAUAUUCAGUUCAUUAUUAAAUGCGGGUAAACGAAAGCAAGCUUUCCAAACAUGUUAUAAAUCACACACACAUUAGUAUAUGUAUAUUGUAUGUAUUUUCCCCCUAUAGAACAAUACCAAAUACUAGAGACAAACAAGUUGGAUUUUAAAACUAACCAACUUGGGUUGUUUUUUUGUUUAUCAAAUUCGCUACGCGCAAUGAAUUUAACUCUUUGAUUCCAAAACACUUUUAAUGUAAAAGAAAACCCUAAAAUAAAGAAAUUUGGAACCCCGUUA